CGCGUCAAAGUCUCCUCCUCUCUCUCAUCUCUCCUCUCCUUCUUCGCCUGUGUGAAGUCUAAAGAAGAAGACCGACGGUUCACGAAUCCUGAUCCUUCGACGUCGUAUCAUCAAUCCUCAGUUUCGUUUUACUAUCUCUCGAUUGAUGCCAAGACCUCUGAGUUUGCAUCUGGGUUUCUGGGCUUAAGCUCUCUCUCUCUCCCUGGGUUACAUCAACCGAGUUUUUUCAUAGAAAUGUUGCUUCUUCCCAGGGUUUUGUUCUUCUGGUUGAACACUACGAAGAAAGUUGAAAUUUUUUUGAUCUGUCUCUGCUUAAAAACUGCAUUAUUUCUGGUGUCUGCUGAUCCACAAACAUGUCCUGCGGAGUCGGGAGCGAAGUGUAGCGGUUCUGGUGAUUGGGAAGGAGAGUUCUUCCAUGAGAUCCCUCACAUUAAGGACUUAAGAGCAGUAACCCACUUGCUUACAAACGCAGAAGAGGAGAUUCUUGGCAGUAACCCACUUGCUUACAAGUGGUAUAACCCACUUUGUUGA
Messenger RNA from Brassica oleracea var. oleracea, 531 nucleotides. Its product is annotated as xylose isomerase-like. The record is from RefSeq and is a predicted model, not a curated record. The coding region runs from base 235 to 531 and encodes 98 amino acids. The transcript is spliced from 5 exons. NCBI's taxonomy places the organism in Eukaryota, Viridiplantae, Streptophyta, Magnoliopsida, Brassicales, Brassicaceae.